AUGGGCGUGCUAUUCGUUGCGUACUGCAUAUUUGGUACUCUUAUGCUCCUUAUUCUCUUUUUCAACUACACAAUAGUCAAAUACUACACUGACACAAGUGAACACUAUCAUUUAGCCACCGUCGUCACAGUCCUAUCUCUAUCAAUCACUUUAUUUUGUGUCCUCCUAGUUCCAAUAGAUAUUCUGAUUGCAUCAGGACGAGUAAAAGAUAUAAGUGAUAUAGACAUCCCUAAAGAAACAGUCAGAAACAUAUUUUUAUCUUUAUUUUCUAUCAUGCUCUUACUAGCUUUUAUGCUGAUACCUUUUGCGUAUUUUUAUGGGGAAGAACAGUUUGAUGAAAUUGAUUCUGAUGGAAACGCGUUAUGUGAAAAAAUCUGUGAAAGCAUGAAAUAUACAGCCAGCUUUAUGCUUAUUUGUGCUGUGCUGGUUAUUGUAGGACUCAUUUUUAGGCCAGAAAAAGAUGAAUGGGGGCAGGGAAAAGAAUGAAUCAGGCAGCUUUUUGAUGUGGAACAUGUAGGAGAGGCUGCUAUUUCCUUUACAGUGGCAUGCUUAACACUAGUAGGACUUUUGCUUUGGUGUUUUUAUACUGCGUUUGGCAUGGCUGCUAUGCCGUUUACAUUAAUUAAAGGCAAAAAGAGCCUUGAAGAGGCUAAAAAUGAGCUUGAAAUGGAUAUUGGCGACGUCAGAGACAAAAUCAGAGAAAUUGAGCUGAGAUCAGCCAAAAGUAACACAAGAAUGACAAGAAAAGAAAAACGCGACAAAGCAAAACUCGAAAAAAUGCAAAAAAAACUAAUGGCAAGAUCCUCAAAAAUCUCUGAAAAACAAAAAGACAGCUCCCAGCUCCUAUCUAGAUUACUGAAAUUUUUAACGCCUUUCCGAGUCAUGCUGGGCGUUUUUGCUUUGAUUUUCUCCUUGAUUUUCUUUUUUUCCUUAUUUUUUGGGGCAAUUGACAGACUUAUAAAUUCUGACUGUGGAUUUUCCUGUGGAUUUAUUACGUCUUCCUCAUCUAUUUUUAAUCCUCUUGAUUCUCUCCUUGUCUAUUUAUCUACAAUGUUCCCUCUAGACUAUCUGAUUUUUGGCUUAUUAAUCCUUUAUAUAUUUAUUGCAAGCAUUUAUGGAAUUGUUCGCUGGGGUAUCCGUUUUCUAUGUGUAUCAGUAGCUCCUAUAUAGGUUUUCACAAUAAAAAAGAAAAGAACAAUGCCCCAAGCUCUGCUUGUAGCAUCAAUUAUAAUGAUGCUUGUGGUGCUUGGCAUUUCUGUAGCCAUUUUAACAGUCGUCCCAGCUUAUACUACAUUUGGCUCCCAAAAAUUUGUAUCAGACGGCAAAACUGUGGAGUGCUCCUUAGAAAAUUUCAACGAAAACGAGUGCGUGAUGUCCAAUAUUUCCAGCUUUUUUAAUAGGUAUUUUAUAGUCAGAAUUUCUCUGUCCAUCCCGCUGUUUUCAGCAGUCGUUUAUUUGAUGAACUGGCUAUUUAUGGCAGUUUUCAUCGUAUGUGGGAUCUCAGCAGCCAUGCAAAAGCCUUCUUCGUCCUUUGAAGAAGAGCUGGAGAUCGAGGAGGAAGAAGAAGAGACAUUUAUAUAA
This is a messenger RNA of Blepharisma stoltei, 1581 nucleotides long. The record is from the annotation of a GenBank genome assembly. NCBI's taxonomy places the organism in Eukaryota, Ciliophora, Heterotrichea, Heterotrichida, Blepharismidae.